CAGCUGGUGUGGACCCAGGCGUCCCAGACCAGCGAGCUGGACGGCCACCAGCCGCUGCGCCAGGCCUUCAGCUACUUCCCCUACCCCAGCCUGGCCGACCUGGCACUGCUGUGCCUGCGCCACGGCCUGCAAUUGGAGAAGGUCAAGGCCUGGUUCAUGGCCCAGCGGCUGCGCUGCGGCAUCAGCUGGAGCGCCGAGGAGAUCGAGGAGACGCGGGCGCGGCUGGCCUGCCGCCAGGACCGCCCGGCCUUUGGGGCCCCUGCUGGCCCCCGCGCCCCCCUGCCGCAAACUGGCAAGGCCCUGGGAGGCAGGGAAGCCCCCGUGGCCGCACACCACAAAGCCAAGCCCCAGGAAUCCCCAGGCUGUUCGGCUGUGGCCCGGGGCCCCCCAGAGCCGGGGAGAGCUUCCACAGUCCCCUACCCCAAAGCCAAAGAGACGCUGACGCCACCCCACCUUUUCCCCACGCCACCCCCUCCGUGCCGGGCCUGGGCGGAUUCUCCGGCUGGCGCCAGCCACCCAGACACCGCCUGGGACCUCAGCAAACCCUGCCGGCGGGCAGUUGACACCGCACCGCCCUCCUCCGGAACCACCGUCAAUGGGGCUGAGGCUUGGGCCCGGCCUGGCCACCCCCACAGCACCCUGGAGGCCCAGCGGCAGCGGAAGAGCCGGCGGAAGAGCAAGGAGCAGCUGGCGGUGCUGAAGUCGUUCUUCCUGCGGUGCCAGUGGGCGCGGCGGGAGGAUUCAUGGCUGGAGCGGAUCACCGGCCUGCCGCGGGCAGAGAUCAUCCAGUGGUUCGGGGACACCCGCUACGCCCUCAAGCACGGGCACCUGCGGUGGUUCUGGGAUAACACCGUGCCCCCCGCUGCCACCCUGGAGCCCGGGCCCCGCACGGACACGGGCCCGCUGGAGCGGUACUGGGCCGCCCGGCAGCAGCUGCGCCAGGAUGACCUGCCAGCCCUGUGCCGUGAGUCGGGCAUGGGGGCCCAGCAGGUGCUGAUGUUCUACUCCCCUCACCCGAGCCCUGAGGUGGUGGUGUGCCUGGGCGAGGAGCCUGAGAGACGAGGACGAGGAGGCCGGGCUCAUGUGCAGGACGACGGGGAGGAGAUUACGACGAGCCGAGGGAAGAGGACCUGGCACCCAGGAAUGAGGAGCUUCGGAGACUUCCCGGGGAGGGCGGGGUUGGGAGGAGCCGACUCGCGCCUCUGUUUCUAG
Gopherus evgoodei (Goodes thornscrub tortoise) is the source of this 1212-nucleotide messenger RNA. RefSeq names its product homeobox and leucine zipper protein Homez-like. Gene Ontology annotation, cellular component: nucleus. Gene Ontology annotation, biological process: regulation of transcription by RNA polymerase II. Gene Ontology annotation, molecular function: DNA-binding transcription factor activity, RNA polymerase II-specific; DNA binding. NCBI's taxonomy places the organism in Eukaryota, Metazoa, Chordata, Testudines, Testudinidae. The record is from RefSeq and is a predicted model, not a curated record.